AAAACUUCAUAAAAAGCAUGCGAAAAUGAGUGAAGAAGCUGAAAAUCUGCCGGGUCCCGCCGCACAAAAUCCCGUUAUUCAAGAACCACCCGAACAUAUAUUGGCGCAAUUGCAAAAUCCACCGGAACCCGAAAAUCCGCCUCAAAAUGCUCCAAAUCCACGUGGUAAUGCUCAAAAUCCACCAAAUCCACCGCCACACACACAACAUCAACAUAAUAAUCAUUUGAAUGCGGCUCGAGAUCGAUUAUUCCACGCAAUGUUGGUCAGAGUAGCGCUAAAAUAUUCGGGACGUGUCAGCCUAAAAUGGAGGCGAUUUAUAGAAGGAUCCCUGCUUUUUGUGGCUUUUUUACUGCUCGCCUCGCUUCUUUUCAUACAUAUCAACUUUACAAGGUCACCGGCCACGUGUUUGGACUCUAUGCAGGCAGAUUGGAUUCGAAAAGGAAUCGUGCGGAUAGAAGUGGUACGAAAUUUGGAGAUUCUCGAGGAAAAAGAGAAUUUUAUAAGUCAUUAUAUUCGAGACAAAUCCCAUCGAGUAUGCCAUUUCAAUCCGGUCGAUGUGUUCAGAUUUGGUCCAAGUGUGAUACCGUAUUCAAUUAAGGACCGUCUGAUUGGAAGAGAAAAGAAAAUUGCUCCGGAACCCCCAGAAACAUACUAUUCGGCACUAUUUUCCAUUUUCAAUGUACACGUAUUCGCCGACGAAGAGGAUUUGGAAAAAGCUUUAGCGACAAUGAAGCACUAUGAUCCAGUAGAAGAGCUCGAAUAUCACGAUCCACUUGAAGCAGAAGCUCAUGCCGCCUAUUUUGAGCAUGUUAAAGGCCGCCCAGAGCCCCAAGAGUACGAAUAUCUCUACCGAGUUGAAUACGCGAUGCUUUACGGUGUGCUCCGGCUCCCGCCGGAUUUCAGGGAAGAACAUGGAAUUCCUACUACUUGGAUUCGGAUCGACUCAAAAUCGCAAUGCUUCGGUGAUCAAUUGGCCCGUCUAAUGAUGCGACUAUUCGUUGGAUACGAGGAUACAGUAAUCGCAGCUCUCCGAGCACAAGCCAUCAAUCUUUCACUCGUUCACCCGGAAACUCAUUCGAUGGGAUAUCUACACAAUUUGCAGACACACGAUCAUUAUCAUUUUGUGGCGAACUCGUUGGGAAAAGCCAGUUAUUUGACUGCCGGAGCCUUGAUGAUCAUUUUUACAUUCGCCAUCUCGAUGCUCCUCCGCUUCUCGCAUCACCAAAUUUUCGUGUUCAUUAUCGAUUUGCUCCACAUGUUCGAGCUCCAGCAGCCCCUGAAUCCGCCUGUGGCGCCACUGAUUACUGUAGUCUUGGCACUUGUUGGGAUGGAGGCAAUCAUGGCUGAAGUUUUCAACGAUACAUCGAUCGCAUUCUACGUGAUUCUCAUCGUAUGGGUCGCCGAUCAAUACGAUGCGAUAUGCUGUCACUCGGCUACGUCGAAGAAAUUCUGGCUGCGGUUCUUCUACAUCUAUCAGUUCUUCUUCUACUCGUAUCAGUAUCGAUUUGCGGGACAGUACGGCGGUCUGGCGCUGCUGACGAGCUCCAUGUUCAUUUUGCACUCGAUGAUCUACUUCUUCCAUCACUACGAAAUGCCGCUGAUCUUGUAUCAAGACAGGGUGUCCCAAGUGCUCGCCGAUCUACAUGCUCCGCAGAACGGAAUGGGAACAGUGGAAGUUCAAACGAUAACGGUCGCCGUUCACAAUCGGCCCACGCAGCAGCAGCAGCCGACAGUUGCCGGGGCUCCGGGAGCUCAGCAACCACAAGGAUCUGAUAGUGAUAGGCAAAUUAUCGCCGAGCCGCUGAGCCCCUCCAGUGUAUUUGACGCACGGGGUCCGUCACUUGUCGUGGAACCUGAACCACCACUAUCAGAACCGGAGCACGUGGAACGAGAACCCCAAAAUGCAGAGGAAAUUGUCGCUCACCGGAUUGUUAACGACGCGAUGAAUGAGCUUUUCAAUCAGGAAUAAUUUGGGAAAUUUUGAGAUUUUUUUGGAUUUUUCGGCGAAAAAUGAAUCAAAUUUCGGAUUUUUGCAGUAGAAAAUCGGAUUUUCCAUCAAAAAUCGUCCUAAAAUAUAAAUUUUCAAUUUUUCUUCCGAAAAUUCCCAGAAAAUUCCCAAUUUCCGAGCCAUUUUUAUUUGUGAUGUUUGUGCCCCGCCCACUUUUUCCCACCUAAUCAUUCCAUUUCCCGCCCCGCCCCCUUCCGCCAACAAAAAUCGAUAAUUUAAUUUUUUUUUUUCCAAAUUUUUUUUGAAUUUUAUCAGAAUUUUUGCUAGAAAACCGCACAAAAAUUUCGUUAUAGUCAAUGGGUAUUUUUUAAAUUUUUUGUUUCCGAUUUUUCGGAGAUUUUUAUCGAAAUCACCGAAAAAUCGAUAAUUUCCGUGAAAUUGUGAUAUACCAAAUUUUUAUUGAUUUUUUUUUCUUCGUUUCUCUGUACAUUUUCACUUCAUUUCCUGUUUCUUCCAAUUUUCCUGAUACAAAUAAAUUAUGAAUUAAAU
Messenger RNA from Caenorhabditis elegans, 2497 nucleotides. It is a transcript of the gene Y59C2A.2, whose product is annotated as Membralin. The record is from RefSeq and is marked reviewed. The transcript has 16 exons. Bases 26 to 1969 code for a protein of 647 amino acids. Lineage: Eukaryota; Metazoa; Nematoda; Chromadorea; Rhabditida; Rhabditidae.